Raphanus sativus (radish) is the source of this 841-nucleotide messenger RNA. RefSeq lists its product as uncharacterized. The record is from RefSeq and is a predicted model, not a curated record. Bases 83 to 673 code for a protein of 196 amino acids. The transcript has 2 exons. NCBI's taxonomy places the organism in Eukaryota, Viridiplantae, Streptophyta, Magnoliopsida, Brassicales, Brassicaceae.
GUUUUCUUCUCGAGUCAAUCCCAUAGAAGCCCUAAUUUCACUAUCAACGUUCUCUCUCUCUCUCCUGCAAAUCGAACCCGAGAUGAGUGACUCAGACGAGGAGACGAUGGCGACCGCCCACUUGCAAUCUAUACGCCAGCGGCGAAGGCCGCCUCAUUCAAAGCGGAGGGCUUCCAGGGAUUCAGCGGCGAAGGGUAAGACGAAAUCGACUACUUGGGACGACGACCAGGAGAUGAUCACCGAGGACGCGGGUAGUGCGAACCCGGUUGAGCUAAAGGAAAUGGAGGAGGUGAUGAUUUUGAAGCACGCAGCGGCGAAGAUGGGGGUAAAGCAGAUGUCAUCGACGGCUUACUUGAGUGAGUCAGAAGAGGAGGCAAUGAUUAUGUCCCAAGAGCAAUCUAUUCGUUUCCUGAAGGAAAUCACAGACACCGACCUCGAGAUUGAAGGCAGCCGGCGGCGAAAGCCUCCUCAUCUGGUGCGGAGGGAUUCCAGGGAUUCAAGGGUGUUGCCAAAGAUGAUGUGGUACAAACCGCAGAAUAGAUUGUUUAUGACCAAGGAGGAGGGUGAACGCGCCCAAGAGGAAUUUUUACUCUUUGUCGAUAGUCUUUUGAAGGCCAAGGAGGAGGCCAUUGUUUUGGAGAAGCCAUCACAGGGCCUCAAGUUACAAAACUAAUUUCUACUCUUUCGUUUUUGGGUGCUGAUGCUCCACUGACAUAUCAUCGGAAACGUUUUUGGGGUUUGUGAAGGCCGCAUUUCUUUCGUUGGUGUUGUUGUAUGUGGCGAAUUAUUGGACAUGUUGUUGUAUCAUGUAUCUUGAAAAUUUCAAAAUGUUAGCGAUCGA